GGCCCGUAUAUAUUGACCCGUCCAACUUUCGCUCUCACACUUUGGUGCGUGUGGCUGAGUUUGGACACAAUCCAGUGGAGAUGUCGCAGUAUUCUGGAAAGAUCGUGUUUUACGAGGGCCGCUGCUUCACCGGCCGCCGGCUGGAGGUCUACGGUGACUGUGAUAACUUCCAGGACCGUGGCUUCAUGAACCGGGUGAACUCCAUCCGCGUGGAGAGCGGCGCCUGGAUCUGCUUCGAUCAUCCGGACUUCAAGGGCCAGCAGUUCAUCCUGGAGCGCGGAGAGUAUCCCGAGUUUCAGCGCUGGAACUCACACAACGAUCACAUGGGCUCCUGCAGACCAAUCAGGAUGCACGGCGAGCAGUACCGCAUGCAGCUGUUCGAGGGCUGUAACUACACGGGGCAGUGCAUGGAUCUGUGUGACGACUGUCCCUUCCUUCAGAGCCGCGGGUUCAACACUAACUGCAUCAACUCUGUGCGAGUGUUCGGAGACGGAGCGUGGGUGAUGUAUGAAGAGCCGAACUUCCGCGGCCGCAUGUACAUCGUGGAGCGAGGUAAUUACUGCAGUCAUAACGAGUGGCAGGCGCAGAACCCCAACAUCCAGUCCAUCCGGAGGAUCGUCAACUACUUCUAAACCCUCCAGCAUCCUCACCGGGACCCUGCUUCUCUCUCAGCAUGUAAAAUAAACUCUAAACCACAGUCAAGAUGGUAUUUUAUCACA
Molecule: messenger RNA, 719 nt
Organism: Sinocyclocheilus rhinocerous
Lineage: Eukaryota; Metazoa; Chordata; Actinopteri; Cypriniformes; Cyprinidae
Gene: crygn2
Product: crystallin, gamma N2
Exons: 4
Coding region: 81-632 (183 amino acids)
Biological process (GO): lens development in camera-type eye; visual perception
Molecular function (GO): structural constituent of eye lens
Source: RefSeq, a predicted model, not a curated record